UGGGAAGCGUAUAUAUUGGAGGCAGCGAGCGGGACCCACACAGUCAGCAGCUGGACGCCAACCAACCACCAUGAACGCAAAGAUUGUGAUCCUCCUCGGCCUGGUCGCCAUGGCCGCCGCCGACAGUGAUGAGUUCAGGGGUUACCGCGCCCCCAGGGCAUCCUCCGAGGAGUCGUACGAGUCCUACGAGUCCUCCGAGGCCCAGUACAACUUCCAGUGGGCCGUGGACCACGACCCCUCCAGCAACGAGUUCGGCCACCAGGAGGCCCGCGACGGUGACAACACCAAGGGCUCCUACUACGUGCAGCUUCCCGACGGCCGCCUGCAGCAGGUGACCUACUACGUGGACGGCGACUCUGGCUACAUCGCUGACGUCAAGUACACCGGCUCCGCCUCCUUCGAAUCCGACGAGUCCAACGAGUCCUUCCGUUACUACGGAUCCAACGAGUCCAAGUACUGGUGUGGGGAACAAGGCCAGGUAGCAGCGACUGACAGGUCGACGCGCCGCUGCCGGUAUAUAUUGCAGGCAGCGGCCGGGACCAUCACAGUCAGCUUCUGCAUCGACUCCACACACACCAUGAACGCCAAGAUCGCCAUCCUCCUCGCCCUCGUGGCCGUGGCCGUCGCCGACAGAGGCUACGGCUCCCACAGCUCCGAGGAGUCCUACGAGUCCUCCGAGGCCCAGUACAACUUCCAGUGGGCCGUGGACCACGACCCUCCAGCAACGAGUUCGGCCACCAGGAGGCCCGCGACGGUGACAACACCAAGGGCUCCUACUACGUGGAGCUUCCCGACGGUCGCGUCCAGAACGUUGCCUACUACGUCAACGGUGACUCUGGCUACAUCGCCGACGUCACCUACACCGGCUCCGCUGAGUCCUUCGAGUCCGACGAGUCCAACGAGUCCUUCCGUUACUACGGAUCCAACGAGUCCAAGUAAAUCACCGGCUGCCUUCCUUUCCUCCUGCACCGACAUGACGUGUUCAAAUCUUCAGCGUGACCCUUGAUGGUUGCGCAUGUAUUUAUUUCUUUAUUUAUUAAACACUUUUGAUGCA
This is a messenger RNA of Portunus trituberculatus (swimming crab), 1054 nucleotides long. RefSeq lists its product as uncharacterized. Bases 71 to 1006 code for a protein of 311 amino acids. Gene Ontology annotation, cellular component: extracellular matrix. The record is from RefSeq and is a predicted model, not a curated record. Lineage: Eukaryota; Metazoa; Arthropoda; Malacostraca; Decapoda; Portunidae. The transcript has 8 exons.